Messenger RNA from Alnus glutinosa, 754 nucleotides. RefSeq names its product putative pectate lyase 2. The record is from RefSeq and is a predicted model, not a curated record. Gene Ontology annotation, molecular function: pectate lyase activity. Bases 1 to 705 code for a protein of 234 amino acids. The transcript has 4 exons. Lineage: Eukaryota; Viridiplantae; Streptophyta; Magnoliopsida; Fagales; Betulaceae.
AUGUUGUGCUUACAUGCAUGUUUUCUAGCAUGCUUUGCUUCAACCUCGGCCGCAGCCUAUUACACCCCAGCACCAUGGAGUACCGGCACUCCUAAGCCCAUUUUGAACGCAAUAGACUCGUGCUGGCGCACGAAAUCAAACUGGGCGGCCAACCGCCGUGCUUUGGCGGAUUGCGCGGUGGGGUUCGGCAAAGAUGCAAUAGGAGGAAAAUAUGGGGCGAUAUAUGUGGUUACCACGCCCUACGAUGACGCAGUAAACCCCAAACCAGGCACGCUUCGAUAUGGUGUAAUCCAAACGCAGCCACUGUGGAUCGUUUUCGCCAAGGACAUGGUUAUCAAACUCGAGAACGAGCUUAUUAUGAACAGUUUCAAGACCAUUGAUGGUAGAGGGGCUAAAGUGGAGAUUGCGUACGGGCCAUGCAUCACGGUGCAAGGCGUAAGCCAUGUUAUUAUACAUGGGAUCAGCAUUCAUGACUGUAAGCCGGGGAAGUCUGGCCUCGUUAGGAGCAGCCCGACCCAUGUCGGGCGUCGUGGAGGCUCAGAUGGAGAUGGCAUUUCUGUGUUUGCAUCCUCGAAUGUUUGGAUUGACCAUUGCUUUCUCGCCCGUUGCGCGGAUGGCCUCAUUGAUGUCAUCCAUGCUUCAACUGCUAUCACCGUCUCUAACAACUAUUUCUCCCAGCACGAUAAGAUGAGCGUUGUGGCUUGAGCCAAAAUGUACUUCGUUCAGAGGAUGCCCAGGGCCAGGUAUGGAUAUG